AUGUCUACUGAUUACCUUCCUGAAACUAAAGAAAAUUUUGUAUUAACGUGUGGAAGUGGAGAACAGAUAGGUCAUGGUCCUCGUAUAACAACAAAGAAACCUCGUAUGAUUGAAGAAUUAUUUCUGGGAACUGUGAUUGACAUUGCUGCAGGUGGUGUUCAUUCUGUUGUGUUAACAAAUAACGGUGAAUUAUAUAGUUGUGGUAUUAAUGAAAAUGGUACAAUUCCUAUUGAUGAUCCAUUAAAUAAUAACUGUGAUUCCAUUAAUACAUUUACAAAACUUUUUUUUGAUGAAGAAAUAAAAGCUCAUGGAAAAAUUGUAAGUAUUGUUGCUGGAGCAUCAUUUACUGCUUCAUUAACAGAUCAGGGAAGUGUUCUAACAUGGGGUGACUUUCGUGAUGGUGGAGGUGAAAUGGAAAAUCAUAAGAUAUUUGAUAAAUUACGUAAUAGAGUUAAUGUACUUGUUGAUUCUAGUAAAGGAUAUAAUAUUAUAAAAAUUGCUGCCGGUGAGAAUCAUUUAAUAUGUUUGUCAAAUAAGGGUAGAGUUAAUGGAAGAUAUCCCAGUAGAGGUGGAGCUUUUUAUAGAGAUUCAUCUGGAGAAAAUAUAAAAGUUCCUAAUAUUAUUAUUAAAGGAAAAGAUAUUCGUUUUGAAAAUAUUUUUGCUGGUGGAUAUUGGUCAAUGGCUGUUGAUAAAAAUGGAGAUGUAUAUGUUUGUGGUUUAAAUAAUUUUGAUCAACUUGGAUUUCCAGCAUCUACUGGUGAGAAUUGUGAUAAUAGAUUUAUGUCUUUUAAAAAGUCACCAAUUUUUACAAAAAAAGGACUUAAAAUAACACAUGCAUGUGGAACACAACAUAUUGUUGUAAGAUAUGAUAAUGGUGAUGUUUAUUCUAUAGGAAAAAAUAUUGACAAUGCUCUUGGAGUAGGUUCAUGGAAAGGAAAAAAUGAUGAAGUUAAUUGGAAAUCAAGUAAAUUAAAUAAAAUAAAAUUUAGUCAAAAGAUUGCUGGUAUAACUGCAGCUUAUGGAUGUUCCAUUGCUUGGGAUGUUAAUGGAAAUGCAUGGGCAUGGGGAUCAGAUACAUCCGGUCAACUGGGACUUGGUAUAAAAGAUGAUGAUGAUAAAAUGGUUCCAAAACCUAAAAAAAUUGUAUCAAAACAUUUAAUUGGAAAGAAAAUAUUAAAAGUAUCUAUUGCUGAUAAUCAUUCUAUCUUCUUAGCAACUGAUGCUUAA
Molecule: messenger RNA, 1227 nt
Organism: Strongyloides ratti
Lineage: Eukaryota; Metazoa; Nematoda; Chromadorea; Rhabditida; Strongyloididae
Product: Regulator of chromosome condensation
Exons: 3
Coding region: 1-1227 (408 amino acids)
Cellular component (GO): cytoplasm
Molecular function (GO): guanyl-nucleotide exchange factor activity
Source: RefSeq, a predicted model, not a curated record